Physella acuta is the source of this 3514-nucleotide messenger RNA. Its product is annotated as organic cation transporter protein. Gene Ontology annotation, molecular function: transmembrane transporter activity. Gene Ontology annotation, biological process: transmembrane transport. Gene Ontology annotation, cellular component: membrane. The record is from RefSeq and is a predicted model, not a curated record. NCBI's taxonomy places the organism in Eukaryota, Metazoa, Mollusca, Gastropoda, Physidae.
CUAUGUACUUUGGCUUAGUUUUUAUUACAGACGGUAUAAAACCGUAUGCGGUGUAGAGGACUAGAGCAAUACACACGACAAUAAGCGAUUUUCUUACAAGAUCGAAGAUGAAUUUUGACGAUGUUCUACAGUACAUUGGGGAGUUCGGGCUCUACCAGAAACGUGUUUACUUUCUGCUGUGUUUGUUCUGUAUAUUUCACGGGAUGAGGAUGGUAGUGAUGGUCUUUACAUUAUACCAGCCAAAACACAGGUGUGCUAUUCCUGGCUAUUUGAACGACACGUUUGAUGUGACGUCACUAGAGCACCUAAUGGCGGUCAACAGUUCCAUUCCCUCUGGUGACUCGUGCCACAUAUACCAACCUGGCAACUACACAUACGACGCUGACAACCGGCCAAUCAACGCCAGCCUCGAGAAGUGCACGCGCUGGGUCUACGACGAGUCCGUGUUUGUGUCAACGGUGACUGGCCAGCUGGAUCUGGUUUGUGAUGAUUCCACCAAAAGAUCUCACGCAGCCAUGGUGUUUUACGGCGGAUUUCUGAUCGGCACUUUUCUUUUGGGAACAAUCUCAGAUUAUUUUGGCCGGAAGAUCUGCUUGUAUCUCUCUCUUACUCUGGUGGUAAUAUUCGGCACCGGCCUCGUUUUCACCAAAAGUUUUAUAGCCUUUACAGUGGUCAACUUUUUUCUGGGGGCAGCAGUCCCUGGCAUGUUCCCGUCUGCUUUCGUUAUCGGCAUUGAACUGGUUGCACCAGCUAAAAGGACCUACACCGCCUCCAUCAUCCAGCUAUUCUUCUCCACUGGGGUUGUCAUCUUAUCCGGGUUGGCCUUUCUGAUCAGAGACUGGCAUUAUCUCCUGGUUGCCAUUACAGCUCCCCUCGUUCUCUUCUACCUCAUGUGGUGCCUAAUCCCAGAAUCCCCCAGAUGGCAGAUCCAAAAAGGACGCUAUGAGAAAGCACGCCAGACGGUGCUUCAAGCAGCCAAAGUAAACAAAAAGGAAGUUCCCAGCGAGAUUUUAGAUGCCGUCAUGCCAGUUGACGAGGAUGAGGAGAGUAUAGCCUUGUAUGACCUGGAGAAGAAUGAGAGAGAAAGAGAGAAGAAGGCAGCAGAAGUCAAAGAAAAAGGUCGACUGAUUGAUGUUUUCAAAAGUCCUGUGUUGUUUGUUAGGACAAGCAUUAUCUUUUUUAACUGGUUUGUGAUCAGCAUGACAUUCUAUGGAUUAAAUUUUAACAUUGGAAAUCUUGUGGGUGCUUCCAUGUUCCUCAACUUCUUUAUAUCAGGACUUGUAGAGUUCCCAGCUUAUCUUUUACCAAUGUUCACAGUAGACAGAUUUGGCAGAAAAGCUGUACAUUUUGGCAUGUUGAUAUCAAGUGGUGUUGCUUGCUUAGGCUGUGUUUUUUCAAUCAUAUUUGCAUCUGACUACCCUUGGAUAACAAUAACCUUGGCCAUGAUUGGAAAGUUUGGAGCUUCCGGAGCCUUCUCCACUGUGUACAUGUACUCCUCCGAGAUCUUCCCCACCGUCAUUAGAAACUCUGCCCUGGGGAUGAGCUCCAGCUGGGGUAGAGUGGGUGCCAUGUUUGCUCCCUAUGUUGCUGCCAUGGGAGCAAAGGCAGAAGGGGAGCUGGGCAGAAGUGUCCCCCUGCUGGUCUGUGGGUGUCUGGUCAUCUGCGCUGGCAUGCUGUCCUGCUUCCUCCCUGAGACGUGGGGGAGGAAACUUCCAGAGACCGUCAAUGACGCCAAGAAUUUCACAAAAAUUGUUAAGGAAAAUAGUUUGUUGACCAAGGUCAAUACAGAUACUGACAAUUCAGAAACAAGCUUGGCUAUAGAGAACUGCUGUUAAAUCCAAUGUUUACAGGAUGAUCCACACUUUCAAUAUAACAGAUCUGAUGAAAGGGGCAUAACUGUGAACAGGUUGGACCAAGACAAGAUUAGUCUAUAAUAUAAGUGGCAACACAAGACAGUUUGCUUCAGUCAACUUCUCUUAAAUAAUGACUUCAGCUUCUUAGUAAUCUCCCAUAAUGAAGAAUACUUUAGUAGUACAUUAAUCUGACUUUGUAUAUGUUAGUCUAUUGGACCAUUGCCAAGCAGCAAUGCACGUAACUGCUAAACUAAAAGUACAAAUACUGGAUUUGAGUCAGCUUUGAUGGUUAUCUUUCUUGAGUUAGGGAAAGUAAAACCAGCUGGGCAAAGAACUGACCACACUAUUUCUUCAUAUAACUUUGAGACAUUGAUUUGUAGUGCAUCAAUUAAGAGAUGUCAUGGCCGAAUGAUAGAGUGUAUGAGUGCUAGACUGAAAGCCUUAAGUUCAGAUACCCUGACUAGACUUCACAGGAUGUCCACCCAGCUCUCUUAGCUAGGCCAACUUGACCUGUUACAAAAGUAAAGGUGGCUGAGCAUAGUGCUGACCACACUAUCCCUUCAUAUACUGAGGUCACAAUUGAACUCUACUUAACCUACCCCAUGGACCGUGAGGUUUAAACGAGUACUUGACUUACAUUAAUCUGAUUAAAGCAGCCCAUUAAUGUGCCAUAGCUAAGAUGACCUUUAAAGAUUUUUAUCAAGAAUGAUUAAGUACAGAUUAAUCUGCCAUUUUGAAAAUGGACUUGCUGUACUUUUUUAUACCUUCUUAAAUAUGAGUUAGUAGUUCACUACUAUAGAAUUGCUUGAGCAUUAUAUUAACCAAUCAUAAUGAAGUAGUAGCUCAUUCAUUGAGAGUGCUUUUUGCAAUACUGAAAUCUAUCAUAUUAAAAAAUACUCAGGGAUUUGAGAUAGAUCUAUAUGUUUUAUGCAAAUCCUAAAAUUGUAAGAAAUUAUUCAUGAUAAAUGAAAGGGUAUUAGCUAUAAAAUACUUGAUAUUUUGAUUUGAGCUUCUUUAUUAUUGAUAUUAAUUAUUCAUUAUAGUAUCUGCUUCAUGUCAUGUGUAAAUAUGGAUCUAGUGACUUGGUGUAGAGAGAGAUAGGCAAAAUAUGAUGAUGGCAUUAAAUUGUAGAUUCACUAUGUAGCCUAAUAUAUUGAGUGAUGAAAUAUGUGGGCUUAGUACGAGAUUUGUUUUUGUUUUUAAUCACCCCAUUCCAUUUUAAAAGUAGCCAAUAUUGUUAAAAAUGUAGAAUCUAUCAUUUUUAUGUUCACACAAAAACCCAGGAUUAAAUUGAUAUGAUUAUACAGCAUGCAGGUUUUGCCAAAGCUGUUGUUUGCUCAUGAGGAAAAAUUCACUGUUUACCUUGGAAUUUCAUGACAUUUUACUAAAAAAUGAAUGAGCUUAUUAUAAAAAUUUAUUUUUUAAAACUGUAAAUGACUUUUUAUGUUAUAACAUAUAGUUACUAUAGUACCUCAUGUGUGAAAUUUAAGGUUGAUAUUUCGUGUCUUUGCUAUUUAUCUAGAUCUGUUUGAGUUUAGUGUAAAGAUGGUGUGAGUUCUGUUUAGGUUCACUUGUCUUAAAUGUUGGACAGGGUAAAUGAUCUCACUCUACAAUACAUUGUGUAAUGUUAUUUAUUUCCUAAUUAAAGAUAUUUCAUGAUU